AUGGAAGCGUUAGACGACAACCCCUUAGGGAUUUCUAACCUCCUGUGGUCCUGCUCGCCAUUUCCUUCUCCUCACAAAGACCUCCCACCUAAGCUUUGGCAUGUUCAACAUGGACACUCGCAGUCUUUCAUGACCUACGACGGCGGCUUUAUAGCCGCCGCCGGUUAUCGGAGCAUCAGAGAUGAUGCGGAUCUCAGGCUACAAGCAAGCAGGCAUUUCGACUGGGACACGCAUCUCCACGAGGAAACUUUGGGUUGGCAAUCGUGUUUCAUCUCCGCCUUUGGAGACAGACGCCAUGCCGAAAACUGGGGGAGACAGCGUGGCGGCCCUGUUGCACUAUACGAAAUCGAAACCCAGCUAUUAAUUUCAUCAAUCGUCUUCGACGCCGUCAAGCUUUGUGAUCUUCUCGAGAUAAGAGAUCACUCAUUUGCAAAGAACGAGUUUAUGUUUUUGGAUCGAAUUCCGGGGUACUGCCUGAGCGAUCAAUAUCAGCUCGUUGGUAGGCAAUAUAUCCGGCGGCCAGAUUGGCGUGCCACUGAUGUACCUCGUCCUACUAUUCUUGGUGUGAGCAGCCGAGCUGAUUCCAUCAACUUUACAGGCUUAGCUACUGUACUCGGAUUUUUCGGGCUAGAAUAUUUACUCCCGAAUUCCGAGGCCUGUGAUGGACACGGAGGCCUGCCCAUGGAAUCAGCCAACACUGAGGACGAUGUGGAGGGCUUGAUCAACAGCUUUAGGGCGUCUUUGGCUACUCUAAAAUCGACCUGUGAAAUGUUCAGAGCCAAUUUUUUCAGGCCCGUGAAAUCAACCAACGCCGAUGACGAUGUGGACAGCUUGGUCAACAGCUUUGAUGCCACUUUACGUCUGAAUAACGACAACACCCCUAUUCCGCAGAACAAUACGUCCAAAAUCUAA
Messenger RNA from Neurospora tetraspora, 912 nucleotides. RefSeq lists its product as uncharacterized. NCBI's taxonomy places the organism in Eukaryota, Fungi, Ascomycota, Sordariomycetes, Sordariales, Sordariaceae. The transcript has 2 exons. Bases 1 to 912 code for a protein of 303 amino acids. The record is from RefSeq and is a predicted model, not a curated record.